Messenger RNA from Peniophora sp. CBMAI 1063, 501 nucleotides. Lineage: Eukaryota; Fungi; Basidiomycota; Agaricomycetes; Russulales; Peniophoraceae. The record is from the annotation of a GenBank genome assembly.
AUGUUCUCAUUCAGUCUAGUCUCUUCUUGUGCCCUCGCUCUCCUUGCCGUCGCGGGAGUGCGCGCCGAAUCGCACACUAUCACGUUCACCAACCGCUGUGGUUUCGGAACGCCUACCCUUGUCUCCCACGGUGCUGUACUCUCAACAGGCGGGGCCUUCACAAUUAACGGGCCCAUCAACGCGACUGCCUUCUUGCAAACGGGCAGCUGCGGCUCUAACGGGGAGAACUGCUGCGAUCUCAACGUCUCUCUGAGUGCUAGCGCGUCGGUCUGCAACACACCUUCCUGCGUCGGGGUAUCGGGUGCACCUCUGCAUUGCCUAGUCAGCGGCGGAAACGUCGAAAUCACUUUCUGCUCGAGGCUCGAUGCCUGUCUAUCUGCCGUCACGCAUUACAUGUCCCUGGCUCAGCUCGCCCUCUUCGCGUAUACCGACACACAACAAAAAUGUCCCUCUAUGACCCACCACACCCGCGCCGCCUCCAACUCCGACACCCUCACCUAG